UUGUUUAAGUUUUGGUAUUCCUUGUCUAAGUUUCUUAUUUCAAGAUAUACGAAGGAAUAUCCGAAGUUUGUUUCAUCCUUGUGAUUUUGUUUUUUAACGUAUAUUCAAUAAAAUAUUUCAGUUUUGCACAGAACAUUAUUGUGAUCAAAGUGUAGAAGAAAGUUUACAAAAAUGGAGGACAAACUAAGACAAAUGGAAGAUGAAAUGAGCAGUGUAUGGCGGUACAUAUAUUACAACAUAGCUGGAAUUAAAACAAGAUAUCACGUAACUUGACGUCAGAUUUGAAGCCGAAAUUGGUGGACAGUUAGUGACUCCAAUGGUUAGACCUGUAAUAGGAGCCAAUACAUAUAAUCAAGUCGCACGUCAACUAGAGCAGCAUGAACUUCCAACACCAGUCGUUGCAGCAGCUGCAGCAACAUUAGCUUUUCCACCGAUGAUAGGUUUUCCACCACCGCCGCCACCACCGCCACCGCCACCACCACCACCAAUGUUAAUACCUCAACAAGUUGCAAGACAAGGUACAGUCCCUAUCACAACAUAUUCUUCUCCUGCACAGAUAAGUAAUCCAUACUUACCAAAUAUGGUGGAUCCAUGUUUAAGUGCAACUCCAAAAACUUAUGAAUCUACGUCAGCACCAAUGAUUCAUCCAGAAAUUAUUGAACAGAUUAUCAAUACAAAGAUACCAGAAGAUGAAGGUAAAAAGAAACCAAAGGUAAAAGGCGUUAGUACAGCUGCUGAAUUGGCCAUUAGUCAAGGGAAAGCUAGUUCUAUUAUGGCAAAUGCUAGUGCCGAAGAAAGUCAUCCAAAAGGUAAAGGAAAGAAAAAUAAAAAGAUUAUUAGAAUGGCUGGUGGACAGACUUGGGAAGAUCCUUCUCUGUUAGAAUGGGACGAAGAUGACUUCAGAAUAUUUUGCGGGGAUUUGGGAAAUGAUGUUACCGACGAAAUGCUAGUGAGAGUAUUUGGCAAGUACCCUAGCUUUCAAAAAGCGAAAGUAGUUAGAGAUAAACGGACAAACAAAACUAAAGGUUUCGGAUUCGUGUCCUUCAAAGAUCCACAAGAUUUUAUCAAAGCUAUGAAAGAAAUGAAUGGACGAUACGUGGGAUCUCGGCCGAUAAAAUUACGGAAGAGUUCGUGGAAGCAGCGAAAUUUGGAAACAGUGCGAAAGAAAGAAAAGGAGAAGCAAGCUUUGAUCGGUUUAUUGACCGGUCGGUGACGUGACAAAAUCAUUAUUGUCCUCAUUCCGGUCGACUCGACAGUGUUAUAAUGAGGACGUAAUCGUAAGUCAGUCGUGUCAAUUGAUCACACUGCUGGAUCUUUGAUACUGUAACUCAAAGAUCGAUCGAAAAAUCAUACAUUAUCGAAGGUACAGCUGUGUCGAGGAUUUGUCAGUGUUAAAGCGAACGACAUUCAAGGAAUAACAAGAAUGAAUUUAUUGUAUAAUUAUGUUUAUAAUAUCAUCGUUAGUGUCUGUAUAAAAAAAAA
Messenger RNA from Vespula pensylvanica (western yellowjacket), 1482 nucleotides. RefSeq names its product RNA-binding protein 42. NCBI's taxonomy places the organism in Eukaryota, Metazoa, Arthropoda, Insecta, Hymenoptera, Vespidae. The transcript has 6 exons. The record is from RefSeq and is a predicted model, not a curated record. Gene Ontology annotation, molecular function: mRNA binding. Bases 317 to 1213 code for a protein of 298 amino acids.